Ictalurus furcatus (blue catfish) is the source of this 6225-nucleotide messenger RNA. It is a transcript of the gene rreb1b, whose product is annotated as ras responsive element binding protein 1b. The coding region runs from base 966 to 5936 and encodes 1656 amino acids. Gene Ontology annotation, cellular component: nucleus. The transcript is spliced from 11 exons. Gene Ontology annotation, molecular function: DNA-binding transcription activator activity, RNA polymerase II-specific; RNA polymerase II cis-regulatory region sequence-specific DNA binding. Gene Ontology annotation, biological process: regulation of transcription by RNA polymerase II. The record is from RefSeq and is a predicted model, not a curated record. NCBI's taxonomy places the organism in Eukaryota, Metazoa, Chordata, Actinopteri, Siluriformes, Ictaluridae.
UUCAUCCGGAAGAGUUAUAAAGAAAUGUUAAUGCACUUGUAAGUCAUUUGUUCGGCCGGAUGUCAGAAUCGACUCGGUUGUCGUGCCAGAUUUUGCCCGCACACUUCAGACAUCAAUUCUUGUAUCUCGGGGAACUGUACAUCGCUCUGUUACUCUCGUUUGUACCCUUCCAACUGUAAUCCCACUAUCCGGUGUCGAGGAAGGACGCUUCCGAUUUUUCAGGCUCAAGGUUGCUUCGUAAAAGUUCUUUUUUUUUCUUUUCUUUUCUCUGAGAACUUCUCAGGUGUUCUCAAAAUUUGCAUUCUGGCCAUUCUGACUGUUUUCAUACGGAUUUUAAUUUAUUUAUUUCUUUUAAAUGCAUGUAAAACAAAUGUAAUUAAAUUCAAAUCGUAGUACUCAAAUCGUAUGUAUUCGGUAAUGAUUUAAUUUACUGUAUGUAUAAACUUAACAAGCGCUUUCUCUUUAAAACUAGAUUUAAAACUCAUUUUUGUUUCAAUUCACAUGCUUUUUCGUCCUUUUUUGUUUUUUUUUUUAAAUAAAAGAUUUUUUUUUGUUUCUCUGAUUCUUUGGUACGACUAUCGGACGUGUUUAAUGAUAUAAAUAAUAAAUUUAUAAAUCGGCUUUAAAUGUAUAUCGAGUCGAAGCCCCUAUCACUUAGACUCAGUUUUUACUUCGUAUACAUCAUCAAAUCCAUUUUAAAUGAGAAAAAUAUUAUAUUGGGGGCGGGCGCUCUGUAUGAAGCUCUAGAUGAAACAUUCAAAGGUUUACCAGGCAGGUCAUCACCUGCUGUAAAAUAAUGGGCGCCUUUACUUUUUCCAACUCAGGAGACUGCUUUCUUCUUGUUUUUAAAUCUGCUCUUUCCUCACACGCUAUCGAAUGAUCUUCCAAAUAAACACUGCUCUUCGGUUUUUAUUGUCUGUAGAUGAUGUGAUCGGCGGUAUAUUUUUGUUUUGUUCUUCUCAGCCAUGGAGAGUGCCUUACCUGAGAAGAGGUGUGAUGAAGAUGGCAAAGCCUCUCGGCAGCAAGAGGAGCUUUCCGCACCGAUGGAAGAGAAGUCGCAGGGUGAACCGGAGCAUGCGGGAGUGCCGGGGAAGGAGAACGGAACUGAGGAAGAGCGAGAGAAGGAAGGAGCUGAGCAGGAGGACGAGGAAGAUGGAGAGUCCUGUGCCAACUCUACAACACAUACCGAAUCGAACACCGGCCAUAUGAAUGGGGACGCGGACACGGCUGCCUCGAACGCGUCCCCUAAAACCCCCGGCAGAUCUCCCUCUGCUAAUCGCACCGGCAGGAGGAACCAGGAAGUGAAAGAUCGCUCGACCUUCAUCUGCCCCCUGUGUGAUAAGAACUGCCAGACGCAGCAUCAUCUCACUAUGCAUAUACGACAGCAUAAUACAGAGAUCGGGGGGAACGACCACUCGUGCAGCAUCUGUGGAAAGGCGUUGAGCUCGGCUAGUUCUCUGGAUCGCCACAUGCUGGUCCACAGCGGAGAGAGACCCUACAAGUGCUCGGUGUGUGGUCAGACUUUCACCACCAACGGAAACAUGCACAGGCACAUGAAAAUUCAUGACAAGGGCCCAAACGGUGUCCCAGCCUCGCGUCCCAUUUCCCCAAGCAAGCGCCGCAAACCCCCCAAGAGGAAACUAAGUACAGAGGAUGAUGGAGAGAAAACCAAUGAACCACCCAGUAAAAAGGUAUUUGUAGUGCACGAAUCAGGGGAGCAGAGCCCUGCCAAGCGUGAAGAAGACCUGUUGCACUGUCCGAUCUGUUUCAAGACAUUCAUCUGUAAAUAUGGUCUGGAGUCACACAUGGAGACGCAUCCUGACACUGCACUCAGGUGUAACCUGUGUUGUAUCACUUUCCGUACCCAUCGAGGUCUCCUUCGUCAUAAUUCCGUUAUUCAUAAGCAGCUGCCCACAGAUCCCAACGGACGACCGUUUAUCCAGAGCAACCCUUCGAUACCCCUUGGCUUCAGCGAUCUGUCCUUCAUUGACUUUUCUUGCAGCAAGUUCCCCCAAAUUGCACAGGUCUGGUGCGAGACAAAUUUGCGACGUUGCGCUAGCAAAUUCCAUAGGUUUAUUUGCGAUGUAUGCAACAAGGCCUUUCCUCUUCAAGUGUCUCUGGAUCUCCACAUAAUCUCUCAUAAAGACAAUGACGCCGAACCCCGGAAACAGGAAGAUGACACUAUUUCAGAUACAGCCAAAGAUUCUGGAGAUUCCAAAGAGAUUCCAAAGAGAAUUGGAUCAGCACCGCUGGAGGCCAGCGUAACUUUAAAUGGGAAGAAAGAUUUCAUGGAGUGCCUUGGUCUUCAGCAUUCUUCACUCGCUAAGCCUGAGCAGACUGCGGAGGAGAAACAGCAAGAAAUUUUAGACAGCAUUCGUUUUAUUCGCGUUGAGCCCUCUGCAACAAAUCUACCUCAAGAAACCAAUAGUAAUCUUGGCCUCUGUCUUCUAGAUCCUCUCUCUCUUCAAGGCUUGAACAAGGGCAAUGGUCUGAGCCUUCUUUCUCUGCAGCCGCUUCAGGGUGGUUUGGUUGUCCGGCCUGUCAGUCAAACAGGAGUAGAACUUGCUGACAUCCAGCAAAUCCUGAAGAUGGCUGCCGCUAUGCCAUCUCAGAUGACUUUGCCACUGCUCCCGAAAGGUCCAGAAAGUCCUCUGCAGGCAGAACCCAAACAAAUGACUCCUCUCAAACCCAAGCCGCUGGUGACGCCUCGAUCCAGCAUGGGAACUUCCACACCACCUCCUCCUGUCAUGAAUGCCCAGCAAGCCUCUUCAGGUUGCAUCAGCCCCAGCUUGCCACCCCCAACAGCCCAACUUCUAAUUUCCAAACAGUCCCCAAACACCCCUUCUUCCUCGACGUCUUCCUCGCCUACAAAUUGGGAGAACGCACAUCUAGUAGGAGACGGCACAGGGGCAACAAUCAUGACUGCUGGGGAUAUUAAGCAAGAAGAUGUCCAAGGUAAAGAAAAGGAUAUAAGAACCUCAGGUGGCAAAAAGAUCUCAAAGACAGAAUAUCCGUGUCGGUUCUGUACACAGGUGUUCUCCUUCCCAGGAGGCCUCCAGGCUCAUAUGAGGGCUCAUCACUAUGGAGCUUCUCCAUACAAGUGUAGCAUUUGCACCUACACUGCUCCGGAUAACGCCACGUUAAUGCGGCAUUUACGAACACACAGCGGUGAACGUCCUUAUGUCUGCCGCCUUUGUCACUACCCGUUCACAGUCAAGGCCAACUGUGAGCGUCAUUUGCGGAAGAAGCACAUGAAAAACACUCGAAAAGAGAUCGAGAAAAACAUCGAGUACAUUACCCCAUCCUCGAGUGCAAGCGGUUUAGUUGGUGGUACGACACCGGACCUUGUGGAUUCAGUUAAUAACGGUAACACAGUUUGUCGCUACUGUGGAGAGGAUCUGAAGACCUACAGAGCUCUACAGAUUCAUCUCCGAACUCUCAAUGGCUGUCAGAGGAAACCAUUUGAAUGCCGCCAGUGCGGAGCAGCCUUUCUUGCAAAAAGGAAUUGUAUCCAUCACUUGCUUAAGCAACACUCAGAAGUGCAAGAGAGGGAAAUUGAAGAUCAUAUAAACACUCUUGUACCUGUCACAGCUCCUUCUUCUGUCCAGACAAACUCUCCUGCCCAGUCUCAGUCAGGUAAACAGAACCUUAGUACCUUCUCUGAAGCUGCCGUUCAAGACCAGCCCUUGGAUUUCUCCAGCAAAACUUUGAAAAUUAUUCAUUCUGAUAUAAAACCAGAGGCAGCUUCUCCCUCUUUGUCAGAAGACUGCUCCAUGGAGCCUAUCGACCUGUCUAUUCGCAAGGAACCGGAAGGAAAGAAAAUAAAGACAGAACAAGUUGAUACGACUUCAGUGUAUAGCCAGGAGGUCAAAAAAGAGCUUCCUUCCCCAAGUACAGCCAGGUUUUUAGGAAAGGUCUCGGGUGUCCAUGCAUCCCUUCCAGCAUCCAUGCCUAGCCUUGCCUCUACUCUGGCAAGUGAUAUGACCAAGCCCCCCAUACGCCUAAAGCCACUGUUGCCGAAACCAGUUGCUGCCUCCAGCACUUCAGAGAUGCCACCUCUGGCCUCCAUUGCCCAAAUCAUCUCCUCCGUGUCUGCUGCCCCAGUGCUGCUCAAAACAGGAAUAAACUCUGAGAAAAGCGAUGGAGCGAUGGGUGGUGAAACACUAAUUGAUAAAAAGUGUUCCAACGGUGUUGCUAGUCCUGGGUCUUCUUUCAGUUGUCCUUCCCUUGAUGCAUCAAAAAGAAGAGGCAAGAAGAGGCCGUUCAAGGACGAGAUCCGUGAUUCUACACAUGCAUCCAUCAGUGGGUUUGACUUGGAGUCUAGUGGAGAGUUACCAAGUGUGGAGAAAAUGCUGGCCACUACUGAUUCCAAUAAAUUUAGCUCCUUCUUACAGCUGAGGCAAAUGGAGCCAGAAAAGGAGAAACAAUCUGCGAGUGAAGAGGAGAAGGAAGGAAAGGAAGACAAAGAGAAGGUUCGACCACAAAGCAAAGGGAAGAAGAACGCGUACUCGAACUCGGUGCAGAAGAUGAAAUGUCCAUACUGUCCUCGGGUGUUCCCUUGGACCAGCUCUUUACAGAGGCACAUGCUAACACAUACAGGCCAAAAGCCGUUCCCUUGUCCUGAGUGUGAUGCAUUCUUCUCCACGAAGUCCAACUGCGAGCGCCACCUUCUUCGUAAGCAUGGCAUGUCCAAUCGCAACACACUGCAGAAGACUGGGUCACACCCAAAAACCAAGGCCGACGAAGGGUCACAGGGAAGUACAGAGGGUGUUUCUGAUGCUGAGCCUGCUGUUGUGGUAGAUGCUAUUGAUCCCAAAAAAGAGGACAAAACCACAACAAAUGACAUGGACUUGAUAGAGCAGGCUAAAGACAUAGCCACAGAAUCACCAGAGUCGAGGAACGAUCUAGAGAGCUCACAAUCCGUUGAGAACGUUCACACGGACACGGACGACAGUGAGAACGAUGAUGACUCUCAGAGCAACAAGAGCCUUGAUAUGAACGUUGCCAGCAAACCAACAGAACUCAAACUCGCAGAAACGCAGCAAGAGCAGCCCAAGGCUGCAGAACCUGCAGUGGAACCAGAGGGUCCACCAUCAGAGGAAUUUCCUCACACAUGUAGUACCUGCAAAAAGACCUUCCGGCAUGCGGCCACCCUCAGCCGGCACCAGAAGAUUCAUUUGCAGGCCAGUCAGAAUGAAGAUGCAGGAAGGAAAGGAAGAAAUCAGCCUGCGGUAUCCAGUCAAUCUCUUGACACCAGCACCUCGCCAAUAAAGGAAGCUGAGCAGGACACGGGUGCGGCUGAGAAAGAGGAGAACAGCAGCGUUGUGGAAAGUGGUGCCGAGGACGAGGAGAAGGAAGGACAGAAAGAGGAAAGAAACGAAGAGGAAGAGGGUGGUUCUUCAGAGCUCGAAUCACCAGGAGGUAGACCUGACAAGAGGAAGAAGAUCUGCAAUGUGUGCGGCAAACGUUUUUGGAGCCUACAAGACUUGACCAGACAUAUGCGUUCACAUACUGGAGAAAGACCUUAUCAGUGCCAAACAUGUGACCGGACUUUCACUCUGAAACACAGCCUGGUGAGGCAUCAGCGUAUACACCAGAAAACCCCAGACGACCGAGGAGCAGAUGAGGCUGAUGGAGCAAGAGACGAUAGUGCUAUGGAUGGGGACGAUCUACGGUGUUCUUCUGGAAGUGACAGUGAGACUGCUCCUGCCGAGAACGAGACGUCCAAGACUGAGAACGGCAAAAAAGCAGAGGAAUCCCUAGAGAUGGUGGAUGAUCCUGGGGUCAAAGAAGAGGAAGCAGCCACGGCAGAAGCUUCCAGAGAAGUUCAAACGAACGAGCUUGAUGAAUUGGAUACUAAGGCCCCAGAACCCAAAGAUGCAGCAGAUCCCAGUCUGAAGGAUGACUAUGGAGCUGCAGACAAGCCCGUUGUCUGAGACUUGUCGAUUCUGUUAAUCCUGUGCCAUACUUCCAUGAUCUUACACAAACACUAAAAGACGAUGCGAGACGAAUCGGACGUCUUCAUGCAGACGUUGUAAUGCGUGCAAAAUGCAAAACUGGAAACUUUCUCUCAAUGCCUUAAUGAUUCUUUCGUUCCCCCAGAGAUUUGGAUCCACUGCACAGUAUCAUUUUUAAUCAAAUGUAUAUGAUUGUGUGUUUUUUAAUUAAUUCUAUAAUCCUUAUAUCAGAAUAAAUUAGUGUUUUGUAUGAUAAAUCGAUGAUUUA